Molecule: messenger RNA, 3741 nt
Organism: Salvelinus namaycush (lake trout)
Lineage: Eukaryota; Metazoa; Chordata; Actinopteri; Salmoniformes; Salmonidae
Product: cystinosin-like
Exons: 10
Coding region: 278-1399 (373 amino acids)
Biological process (GO): L-cystine transport
Cellular component (GO): lysosomal membrane
Molecular function (GO): L-cystine transmembrane transporter activity
Source: RefSeq, a predicted model, not a curated record
UACAUUGGCGCAAACUCACGGAAACCGAGGAAAACAAAGGACUGCUCAGCUGCGGUAGUGUAUAAUUAGUUGAUUUCAGGAUUAGUUAGAUACUGUGUUGAACUAGCUAACUAUUGUUGUUAAGACGAAGCUUUUUUACCGUGAUAUAUAUGGCACAUUUAUGUUGUAAUUAUGGAUUUGUAUGGAGGCAUAUGUUGCCUAAUGAAGAUUGUUUGUGCCUCAUACAAAUCUGUCAUCUCUUCUUCUUUUGCACUUUUGAGUUCAGCUAUCCCUCGAGAUGGCAGAUACCAACUUUCUGUUAUUCUUGUUCAUAACACUCUGUACGGUCAUUACAUGUGAUGGGAGUGUAUCUCUAUCUGCUCCAGCCACUGUAAAUCUGGAGGAGAAAGGUUCAGUUAAUAUCACCAUAACGCCUAGCACUCCUCAGAAUGUCUCAACACUCAUUAGUUUUAACUUCACCGACUCCUCUGCAAAUGUUAGCUCAAUACUUCAACUGCCUCAACAGGUAGAGUUGCUUGCAAACGCCACAUCAAGCACUUUUGAGGUUCAUGCAGAACAUGUGGGUCAGGUGACAGCCUAUUUAUACAGCAACAACACUGGCAUUGCAAGCCAUAAGACUCGAAUCCGUUUCUUGGUCAUUAGAAGCAACAUUGUUGAUAUCAUUAACCAAGUAAUUGGUUGGAUUUACUUCCUAGCAUGGUCUAUAUCAUUCUACCCUCAAGUAUAUGAGAACUGGAGAAGAAAAAGUGUGGUGGGGCUGAACUUUGAUUUUCUGGCACUCAACUUGACAGGAUUCAUUGCCUACAGUGUCUUCAAUGUAGGCCUCUUCUGGGUUCCGUACAUGAAGGAAGAGUUUUUGAAGAUAAAUCCAAAUGGUGUAAACCCAGUGGAUGCCAACGAUGUGUUCUUCAGUCUCCAUGCAGUUGUGCUGACUCUUGUAUAUGUCUCUCAGUGUGCCAUCUAUGAAAGAGGAGGGCAGAAGGUGUCCAAGAUUGCUAUUGGCCUUCUGGUGAUUGGUUGGACGUUUGCCCUGGUCACCCUCUUUGUUGCUGUGGCCAGUAAGAUCACCUGGCUGGAAUAUCUCUACUAUUUCUCUUACAUCAAGCUAGGUGUCACCCUCGUCAAAUACAUCCCACAGGUCUACAUGAACUACAAAAGACAAAGCACAGAGGGGUGGAGCAUUGGCAAUGUGUUGCUGGACUUCACAGGAGGCAGCUUCAGUCUCGUUCAGAUGUUCCUUCAGUCGUAUAACAACGAUGAAUGGAAGCUCAUUUUUGGGGACCCCACAAAGGCAGGACUUGGCUUGUUCUCCAUAUUCUUUGAUGUGGUGUUCAUCAUUCAGCAUUACUGUCUGUACAGACAUAAACGACAUUAUGAGCUUGUGCGUGACCAGGAAUAGGCUAAUUACCUUUUACUCUUUACCUCUGCCAGUGAGACUGAGUCCAAAUGAUUUACUGAAGGACUAAUAUAUGGGCUUUCUUCUAUGCAGUGUUCCCAGUCAUUGAAUGGGAAGCUAUUUAGACACAGGGGGGCCAUACUUUCUCCGUCUCAAAAUGCGUCAGCCAAUUAAAAUCGUUGGUGUAGUUGCACGUGAUCAAACACUAUUGGUGCUAUCAAGACAACUGGGAACUCUGGGGGUUGGGGGGAAUGAGGUUGAAUCAUGACAUCAGUGAUCUAUCUACAGGUCGGAAAGUCAAAGCUGUAGAAAGAGGCUAGAGUUCCCGACUUGGAAUUCCGAGUUGGAAGACUGCUCAAAAUACAUUUUCCCAGUCGUAAAUAGUACCCCCCCCCCCCCCCCCCCCCCCCAGUUCGCAGUUGUCUUGAACGCUUGGAAGUCUCAGAUUUUUCAGGUCCCAGUUGUUUUGAACGCGGCAUUAAUGUUAGAUGUUCCCUUCAGAUAACCUGUCAGAUUUAGUCUGCAUUCCAAACACUUAAAAGACACACCCUCAGCCCUCAAAUUAAUUGGACACUUCUGAUGACGUAUUAUUGUCUGAUGAGUUGACACUUGCAGGGCAAGGGAAGAAUUAAUUAAUUUUUAAUGGACUGCUCUUGCCUGGAAGUGUGUCACUCGUUCAUCCCACGGUUAUGUUUUCAGUCAUCAUGGAACUGUUGCAUGUGCCUUAUGCUCUACAGUCAAUUAUGAUUGCGUUUCAUAUCUUGGCUAGAAGACAACGCCUCCGCAGACAGUGAAUGUUAGCCAUCCUACUAUAUCCGGUAAAUCGAAAAUUACAAUGUAUAAGUGUGAUGUCAAGAAAGUUAUAUGCGCAAGCAAACGUUUCCAGAAGCCAACCAAACAAAAACAUAAUGACUUUUAUGAUAAGUGUUUGAGCCGUCAUGUGCAUUAGUAGCACAAUUUCUAACUUAUUUACAUUUAUUUCUAAUUACACUUGUAUGUAGACUUCUCCAUAUAAUGUUGGUUUUAAGUUUUGGCUGACUUUUCUUAGUGGAUGUACAAUCAUCGCGAAUUGAGUAUGGUGCUUUUCAAGCCCUGGAGUGAACAUAAUUGUACACUCGCAAAGUCGAUCAAAAGCGAGGGCAGAAGGGCUUACGUUGCCAACUUCCCUUGCUUGGCUAAUCAUUUGGACCGAUGGCAAAGAUGGCUUCGGGGAUUCCCCCAAGUUAAAAAAAUGUACAACAUUUUUUUUACGUGCACAAGUGGUGGAGGGUAUUUCUUUUAUGAGUUUGAAACGCAACCUUAGCCUUGUGCUAACUUGCACAGCUGGCCCGUGAUCAUAUCUGGUUCAAAUGCUGUAUCGGUCAAUUAAAAUCGUUGACGUAGUUGCACCUGAUCCAACACUUUUUCAUGAAAGUGUCCUUAACAAAAGUCCAACGACACGUUCUGAUAAUCAAAGCAACUAGAUCACGUGUGUUUGACUGACUGGUCAAAUAGCUCUCUGUGUAGAGUGCCAACUCCACGUAAUUGUUGCAGAUUGUGGCAAGGGUUUGAAUCUCAUGAGUUUAUUUCCCCCCUUUUGAAAUGCAGAAUUACUUUUUAGUGUGUUGAGAAGUGUAGCCAAAACCUUGUGAAUGAAGAUUACGCAUACAUUUAAUGAGGAGCUUCUUGUUGGAGUCCCGCUUGCAGACAGACACGGGCUACUGGCACUGCUACAUAAAUAAUCAUCACUUCUAUAAGCUAUAUUACAUAGAUGUUAGUGCUGUGCGAUUAUUAAAAUAUCAUUUGGUGGCCAUUUUGACCUAUUUUAAGAAAUGCCAUUGGUUGGUAACGUUGAUAGGCUGAUGCAGAAUUUGUUACAGGAAAUAAUCACUGCCACCUGCUCAGGUUAGCAUAGGGCUAAAUGUGUCAGGUUAUGUAAUGGGAACAGCUAACGUGUAGCGUUUGAUCACGUGCAACUACAUCAACGAUUUUAAUUCGCCAAUGCACAUUUUGAGAAACUUACUUUUUAAGCAAAGGCCCGUUUUAAACUUUUUCUGUUUGCAAGUAUGCCUCCAGGGCCUUUGCUUAAAAAUAACUUUCAAAUGAUUGUAGGAUAAUAGGGAUUUCAUUGUGUUCCAUAAAUUGUGAGUAAAUUAUGGGUUGAUACCACUAAGGGAGGAACUGUAGUUUUUGUUUUUUACUGACUAGUAUAGGCCUUGAACUUGAAAAACUGUCAAAGCAAUGGCUCACUUUUUGCAAUACAAUACUUUUUUUUAUAUAUAUAUAUUUGAAAGAUAAUUGCUAUUUUGAAAUAGACAGAAAACAUGAUGCUUUAUUGUAAAACUAAUAAAAUAUUUUCAACUUAA